AUGGUCCGCAUCCCGACUCUUGCUCUGUUCGGAGCCGUUGCGCUCAAUGUCUCCACUGCCUUCGGCGCCGUGGCCAACUCGUCGCCGGACAGGCGCGCCGAGGGCCUCCGUCUAGUCAAGUCAUCGGACGAAGAUCCCGGUACUUGGAUGACAGAGGAGGAGAAGUAUGAAAAGUUCACCUACAAGGGUUUGGGCUUUGAACUUGAGGCCAUCCGCAUCGACAGAAUGAUGAACAUUGCCGAGGUGCAGGCGGCUGCGUUUCCAACUACUCCAAGCCACCAGACUGAGGCAAACGCCCUGAUUGCCAAUGUCGAGCAAACCACCUUGUCCUCAUGGCUGACAUCCAUGGCCGCGUUUUACAACCGCUACUACAAGGGAUCAUACGCGGCUACCAGUGCCACGUGGAUGUACAACACCGUCGUUGAUGUUGCCUCGGCCAACUCGGCCAUCACCGUCAAGCAGUUCACGCACUCGUACAACCAGCCCAGCGUCAUUGCCGCCAUUCCCGGAAACUCGACUGAUGUCAUCGUCGUCUCUGCGCACUAUGACAGCAUCGGCAGCCCGGCCAACGGCAGAGCUCCUGGCGCUGACGACAAUGCAUCGGGUAUUAUUGUUAUUCUCGAGGCCUUGAGAGUCCUUGCCGAGGCCAAGUACAAGGGCGGCAACACUCUUGAAUUCCACUUCUACUCUGGCGAGGAGGGCGGCUGUCUCGGCUCUCGUGAUGUGAUGCAGUCCUACAAGACGUCGGGCGUCAAUGUCCUUGCCGUCAUGAACCAGGACAUGACCGGAUACUCGCCCAACAACGUCAUUGCCGUCUACACAGACUUUGUCGACACAAGUCUAACCAACUUUUUGAAGAAGCUCGUGCCCGUGUAUAGCGACCUGCCCCUGUCUACGGAUGCAUGUGGCUACGCUUGCAGUGACCAUGCUUCCGCCCGAGACGCCGGUUUUCCGGCCGCAUACGUGUGUGAUGAGAACAUGGAGGACUCCAGCCCUUACAUCCACUCAUCCCAAGACACUGUCGCGACAGUCAGCAUUCCGCACGUCUACCAGCACGCCAAGUUCACUGUUGGCUUCCUCAUCGAGGCCUCGUACUUUUAG
This is a messenger RNA of Pestalotiopsis fici W106-1, 1101 nucleotides long. RefSeq lists its product as uncharacterized. The record is from RefSeq and is a predicted model, not a curated record. Lineage: Eukaryota; Fungi; Ascomycota; Sordariomycetes; Amphisphaeriales; Sporocadaceae. Gene Ontology annotation, biological process: proteolysis. Bases 1 to 1101 code for a protein of 366 amino acids. Gene Ontology annotation, molecular function: metalloexopeptidase activity. The transcript has 5 exons.